CCAUCCUCGAGCUCUCCCCGAGCCGCUCAGACAAUCCGCUCGCGCGCUCCUGUCCACCUCCGUCCCCAUCACAGACCGGCGCCUCUGUCUCAGUCCGGAUAACCAGACACACUUCUUGUCCCUCUGCCGAGAACACACCACCUGAAGAACCAUGGAGGCCAUCAAGAAGAAGAUGCAGAUGCUGAAGCUGGAUAAGGAGAACGCGAUAGACCGGGCAGAGCAGGCUGAGGGGGACAAGAAGGGAGCGGAGGACAAAUGCAAACUGCUGGAGGAGGAGCUGCUGGGUCUGCAGAAGAAGCUGAAAGGAGUGGAGGAUGAGCUGGACAAAUACUCCGAGUCACUGAAGGAUGCCCAGGAGAAGCUGGAGCAGGCGGAGAAAAAGGCAACAGAUGCAGAGGCAGAAGUGGCAUCUCUAAACAGGCGUAUUCAGCUGGUGGAGGAGGAGUUGGACCGAGCUCAGGAGAGACUGGCUACUGCUCUGCAGAAGCUGGAAGAGGCUGAGAAAGCUGCAGACGAGAGUGAGAGAGGAAUGAAGGUCAUAGAGAACAGAGCAACAAAAGACGAGGAGAAGAUGGAGAUCCAGGAGAUGCAGCUGAAGGAGGCCAAACACAUUGCUGAGGAGGCCGACCGCAAAUAUGAAGAGGUUGCACGUAAACUGGUGAUCCUGGAAGGGGAUCUGGAGCGUUCAGAGGAGCGUGCUGAGGUGGCCGAGGCUAAAUCAGGUGACCUUGAGGAAGAGUUGAAAAAUGUCACCAACAACUUGAAGUCACUGGAAGCCCAGGCUGAGAAGUACUCACAAAAGGAGGAUAAAUACGAAGAAGAAAUUAAAGUCCUUACUGACAAACUGAAGGAGGCUGAGACCCGUGCAGAGUUUGCAGAGAGGUCUGUGGCCAAGCUGGAGAAGACCAUUGAUGAUUUGGAAGAGAAACUGGCCCAGGCCAAAGAAGAGAACCUGGACAUGCACCAGGUGUUGGACCAAACCCUUCUGGAGCUCAACAAUCUAUAAAGACUUCGAAGGACAGAGCAAGACCAAGAAAUAUUUAAUCUCCCACCCAAAGCUCCCAGCACACUCCCUUACAGAUGGAACCUUAAUUUGACAUCACCAGUUGUUAUUGGAAAAAAAAAGAAAUAUGAGUUGAGAUGGAAAUCUACAAGCCCCUGAAGUAACAUGAGCAAUAAUGUGUCUUUAGCUGAAAGCUAUUUUGCAUGCAUCGUAUAAUUCAUCAGAGAUGAUCUUAUCAAUGAAAAGUUUCUUGCAUGCAAAUGUAACUAUCUUGGGGGCACUGUCCCAAGAGCAAAGGUCUCUGCUACAAAGGUUUCUCUUGUUUGACCAAACAUGAUGAAGCUUUUUCUCAUUGGACAUAUCCAUGAAUGUAGCAGAGCCCACUUGUGUUUUGUCAUCUUUGAAGAAUAAAUGACAGUGAAACUCAUACGAGAUAGGUGCUACCGCACACAAGAAACUUUUCUCCCUCACACAACAGUUGCUAGAAUACACUAGAAACGUUAUGUUUUUUCCUGAUUUCCCCGUGGUUGAUAAAGUGAUGCAGGAAUGUUCAAAUGUCUAAAACUGUCCUUUCACAGUAUUAUUACUCAUAUGACUCAUGUCAAAGUUUUGCUGAGACAUGGACCGUUUGAAUUCCUCCAAGGAGACGGCCAUUAGCUUCCCUUCCCUUCGAAGUUCUUUCUGUGCUUACACUGAACCAAAUCUUAACCAUAGUGGGGGCACUUCAGAAAACACCAGAGAUUUGUAACAGUUUUGGAGGCACCAACAAUUGAUGUCUGACUGACGACAUUCAAUUAUUAAUGGAAUUCAAUUACUAAUAGAGCAACAACUUGUAGCAAUGUAAGAGUGGGACUGCUUCUUUAUGUUAAAAGGUGAAAUGAAUAAAGCUGGGAGCUGUAAUGACAUAUAUUGUAACAAAAAAUGCAUUCCUGAAAUAAUAUAAUUCCAAGCAAUCUAUGAUGAUGUGGCGUUUUACAGUGAAAUUGUUUUACAUGUCAUGUCUGAAACAUAUGUCUUAAUUUUGUGAAGCACUCUGCCAGGAGGUAACUGUACUGUUGACAAACUGAUUGACAGACACAAACUAAUCGGUUGCAGUAGUGAUUUCUGUCUGAAUGCAUUUGUGCAAAUGAUUGAUUCCUGAUUAGAGUACUUUUUGUUUGUUUUUUACUUUGACAUGAAGUAAAGUAGUUGCAUUGAUUGUUUCUAAGUUGUUACCUAUCAGUACUGACGCAAAAUCAUCAGUGCAAGCCCUUUGAAUUAAAAGAAAGAAAGUGACAUGA
Micropterus salmoides (largemouth bass) is the source of this 2283-nucleotide messenger RNA. RefSeq names its product tropomyosin 2 (beta) (gene tpm2). Lineage: Eukaryota; Metazoa; Chordata; Actinopteri; Centrarchiformes; Centrarchidae. Gene Ontology annotation, molecular function: actin filament binding. The transcript has 9 exons. The record is from RefSeq and is a predicted model, not a curated record. Gene Ontology annotation, cellular component: actin filament. Gene Ontology annotation, biological process: muscle contraction; actin filament organization. Bases 152 to 1006 code for a protein of 284 amino acids.